Messenger RNA from Cannabis sativa, 1719 nucleotides. RefSeq lists its product as uncharacterized. The coding region runs from base 197 to 1396 and encodes 399 amino acids. Lineage: Eukaryota; Viridiplantae; Streptophyta; Magnoliopsida; Rosales; Cannabaceae. The transcript has 9 exons. The record is from RefSeq and is a predicted model, not a curated record.
AAAAAAUAUUACUAAUUAUAAGACCCUAGAUAAACAUUGAAACUUUAGAAAUUUGAAAAAAAAAAAAAAAAAAAAAAUUGAAACUUUACAUUUGGGUUUGGGUGGCGCGGCCAAAGUAAGAAGCUUUAGGUCACAAUCUUCGGAUUGUAAUGCGCGCGCAUCUGAAGUGUCCUGUAACACCAUUCCCAUCCAAACCAUGGCUAUGGCCUCAGAUUCCAACGGGGUUUCUGCUUACUUAGCCUUAGCCAUGGCUGCUCUCUUUGCUUCCACCACUGCUUUCUCUGUGAUUCAAUGGAAGAAAAAGUCGAAGCUUUUGGAAACCAAGAUUCGUGGUCUUCAGAAAUCUCUCAACGCCUCCAUGGAGAACUGUGCCGGCGAGAGACAAGGCCGAAUUCGGGCUCAACAGGCUCUGAGGAAAACUCUAAGUAAUCAACCAAAGCUUGAGAAUAGUGAUCAGCUUACUUCUUAUCCCAUGACACCAAUUGGUACCAUCCAAUCAUGCUUUUCUACCAGGAAUGGCACACCGAGGCAACCUUUACUUGUUCCCCUUGCUAGAGCAUGCUUGGUCUUCGAUUCGUCUAUUGUACCUCCAGCAUCACUUGUGGGUCUUGGGGGCUAUUCUCAUUGCUGGAUUAUAUAUGUUUUUCAUUUAAAUACCAAUAUGGAGAAGCUUUGGAAGCAUCCAUCUAAGGCGAGAUUCAAGGCUAAGGUGAGGGUGCCACGGUUGAAAGGUGGAAAGAUGGGAGUCUUUGCAACUCGAUCACCACACCGUCCAUGUCCUAUUGGGCUCACUGUUGCAAAGAUUGAGGCAGUGCAAGAGCAUAUGAUGCUUCUCUCUGGUGCAGAUCUGGUUGAUGGGACUCCGGUGCUUGAUGUCAAACCCUAUCUUCCCUUCUGUGAUAGUGUCCAAAACACAAGCAUUCCCGAGUGGUUGAUGGGGGAGAAUUUAUUAGUAGCAUCUUCUGUUAGCUUUGCCGAGUGCUUCAAUUCCACACUUUCGGAUUGCUGGGAAAAAGUGGGCGAGAAUUCACUCUACGCCUCGCCAGAUGAGUUUCAAAACUUGAUAAGGCAAGUUCUGUCAUGGGAUAUUCGGUCUCUUGCUCAACGCAAUCGACCUCACAAUGCUAUUAUGAGAACAGAAAAUGGCGAAUCAUUGGAUAGUCCUUCUGAUUCCGAGGACCAUAAUGAUGAUACAGCUCAUAACCAUGGAAUUGAACAGGCUCCACUUUCUUCUGAAGAUGUGCUUUACUUCUUGAUCUUGGAAGGAUUCAAAAUUUCAUACAGAAUCGAUACCAACGGCAAUGUCACCGUGGAGAAAGUCUCACUGUCACGGGCCAUCUCUAAAAGUAACCAAAACCGCUCGAAUUACCUCACAUGGAGAGAUAAGUUAAGCUAACUCACCAGCAUCUCUUAUGUUAAAAUUGAUUCUGUUUUGACACUAAAGUUACUUUUAAUCCAUACUCAUUGAUUCUGAUUGUAUGGUGAAAGUCCCAUAACUGAGCAGAAAAGAAAUUGAAAAGAACCAGUUUUGCUUACUGUUCUUUUUUCUUGGUUUUGAAUGGUUAUAUCAAUUAAUGAUUUCUAUUAGGUAAAACAUCAAAUUCUAUGUCCUGAACAAUCAUGAUGCUUGAAAAAUUGGCUUAUGUGGAUUGAUUAUUUCAAUGAUAUACUGAGAAAAAUUGGACUAUGAAUGAAUGCUAUGGUAUUUUAUUUGUAAAA